AUGCUGCCUCUGCUUGCCUUCCCGCCCUCGUUCGCCUCCUCUGCGGGGAUCCUCCUCGCGAACGCCGAGGACAUCGACGCCGAGCGAGACAUGUCUCCCGGCGAAGACAGCGACGAGGCAGACUUGUUUGAGAGCUUUCUGGAGGAGGAGGACGAAGAGGCGUUUCCUUCCGAAGACGGAUUUGGCGAGGACGCGCGGUUUUCCGAGACUUCGCGGGAAGAGAUCGAAUCAGGACCGAAGGCGGAAGAAGUCCCCGAACGCUCAGAAGACGCACGACGCCGAGAUCCUUUUGUCUACGCUAUGGACACCAUGGAACUGGAAGGCCGAAGCGACCGCGUCUAUGACCUUUUUGUGCACUGCAGCGCCACAGAUGUCAGGUGCCAGUAUGAACUUGGAGUGUUUUACUUUCUCGGCAUUCCUCCGCUGCCAGCAAGGAACUUAACGGCAAGUCUCGUGCUGUGGCACGUGGCUGCGCUGGGCGGCAGCGCAGACGCGCAAUACGGCCUCGCUCUUCUUCACUCGAAUCUCCGCGACCUCCCGCCUCUGCCUUCCUUCCCAUCUGCGUCUGCGUCUCCUCCCGCAACCAGAGAGAGAGAGAAAUCUCCACAGCACGCCCCAGCCUCGGCUGCGCUGCCUUCCGUCUUUGUCAACGAAGACCUGACUGUGGUCUUGGAGGGCGACGGCGCCGCGCUCGAUUUUUCUGCCAUCGCCUUAUAUUCGGAGACUCUGGUUCGCCAGUACGAGGACGCCCAGGCGCGGCAUGCGAGUUUGUGGACUCUUCCGCUGCGCGUGUUGGAGCGCUGCAUGUCUCUUUUGUCGGCGGCGCGCGACGGCCUUCUCGGCGUGGCUCCACGCGGUCUGAGCGAGGAAGAGUUGGAAGCGAUUUACCUGUCUCGUCCAGCGAGCGGGGACCAGGGCGGAGGCAGGCAGCGCGCUCAGGAUGGGCUGCCGGCGGGUGCCGUCUACGACGAGGCACGCGCCGCAGACCAGCUGACAAACGAGAAGGCGGAUCUUCCUGUUCGCUCCCUGCCGACGUUUGCAGCGAAUCCAGGUCUGCCGCUCGCGUUUUUGUACUCCGCAUCCACCAGUGAACACCCAGGGGCCGCGAUGGCUCUGGCGACACGCCUGCGACUGGCCACAGCCAACGUUCCGCUUCGCCAGUCGCAGUCCUGCACAGGGGCUGUCAACUUUUACUUGCCCUACGCGAGACGCGUUGCCAUGUCGUAUGGAUCCGGCAUCCCGCAGGCGCCGGAGUUCCUUCGCUUCCACUCGCCGCCAAUGAGUGUCAGCAGCCACAGCACUGGGUCAGAAGGCCUCUUUCGCUUUCUUCCUUCUCUCGCUGCGGGGUCUCCCAACAGACGCCGAGACGCAGGCGCCCCGAGGCCCAGCGAAGGGCGGGACACUCGACGCGCCCCGCCAAACUCGCCGCUCUCGCGCCGCCAGCACUCCUCGCCAGAUUUGGAAGUUAUCCUCGAGCUCGCGCGCCGCGGCAACCCCGCGAUGCAACUCGCCCUCGGCAAACGGCUCCUGUUUGGAGUCGACGGCCUCGAGCAAGACGUCGAACGCGCGCGGGAGUUUCUGCUCGAGGCUGCCGAGGCUGGGCGAUCGGAGGCGGGCGCCUUGCUGGGGUAUCUCGAUGCCCUCGGCGUGGGGCGCGAGACGAACGUGACUGCUGCGACAGUCGCCUUUCUCGAAGCGGCAGCGGAGGAUCGACACCCUAUCGCGCUCAACGGCCUGGGGUAUUUGCACUUCUUCGGGAGCGACUUGGUUGAGAGAAACGAGCUAGCCGCUUUCCAUCUCUUCAACAUCAGCGCCUCGCACGCCUUUCCGGACGCCGAGACAAAUCUCGCCGCGAUGUACGUCACCGGACACGGACAUUCGCAGUCGUUCGUCAAAGCCAUGCAAGCCUACACGCGCGCGCUCCAGGCAGGCAGCACGGGGGCCGCGUACGCGCUCGGCCUGAUGCAUCUGAACGGCCUCGGCGCGGUUCGCGAGUGUUCCGUCGCCACUGCGCUCCUCAAACGCGUCUGCGAGAAGGGAGGCUACGUGACGAAGAACCUCCAAAAAGCGUACACGCUUUACGAGCAAGGCCGAUUCGACGAGGCUGCUUUCCAUCUUCUUCUUCUCGCAGAGGCAGGCCAUGAGGUAUCACAGACGAACUUGGCGUUCAUGCUCGAUGGCGGCUUGACGGAUCUCUUCUUUGACGGGUCUAUCGGCAGAAAGCGGCUGCAUGCACAACGCUUCUACCAGCUAGCCGCGCAGCAGGGAUCCCCGUUGGCGGAACUGCGGUUAGGCGACUACGCUUACUUUGGCCACGGCGUUCAGAAGGAGAUUCGGGCACGACACCCGUCUCGUCCCCUGCUGGAUGACGAAGGCAAUGAUAUGAGUGAAUGGAUAAGCGAAUCGUACGAAGCCUUCGCUCCUGCGGUCCCCAAUCCACGCGUCGCUGUCGGACACUACCUCCGCGUGGCCGAGAUGUCCACAGACGAGAAGUGGCAAGCGCCUUACGUAGCCAAAGCCUCGUUCAACCUAGGCUUCAUGCGACUAACAGGGAUCGGCCUUCCGCAAGACUUCUCUGUCGCGCGGAAUCAUUUCGAGAGGAGUUUGGAAGCUGACCCAGCUGCGCCGAAGGCUCCUGUCUAUCUCGCGUUGGGGCUCCUCAUGCUCCUGCGUUUCCGUGAAGAAGUGGAUUUGAACGAGGUUGCACAAGCGCUGCUUGAGGACUCUCGCGUGAUUCUUCUUGUGCUGAUUUUCCUCAUCAUGGCAUGCCUUCUUGUGCUGCGUAUUCUCGCCAAAAGACUUCACCCGCCUCCCAGCGACCUUUUCUUCGCUUACGACGCCCGUCACGGCUCCCCCCCUCGACUCUCUCCACCCACACCCACAUCUCCUUCCUCUUCUUCUUCCUCUUCUUCCUCCUCUUCUUCUUCCUCUCCUUCUUCCUCUCCUUCUUCCUCUUCUUCUUCCUCUUCUUCCUCCUUUUCGUCUUCCUCUUCUUCUUCCUCUCCCUCCUCUUCUUCUUCCUCUUCUUCCUCCUCUUCGUCUUCCUCUUCUUCUUCCUCUCUUUCCUCCUCUUCUUCUUCCUCUUCUUCCUCUUCUUCCUCCUCUUCGUCUUCCUCUUCUUCCUCUUCUUCCUCUCCUGUGCCGUCUGAGGAUUUUGGACUGUCGGCGCCCCCAGCCAGCAGGGCGACGGAAGGAUCCCUCCCUUCGUUCUUUGAAGCGCGUGCUCGAGAACUUGCUCCAGAUCUCCGUCAAAGAAGAAUGACUCCAGACACAGUUGUGUCUUCCCUUUCCUCCUCUUCUUCCUCCGCUUCGUCUUCAUCGUCUUCCUCCUCUUCGUCUGCUUCCUCUUCCUCCUCUUCGUCUUCUUCGUCUGCUUGUGUUGCGGAGUCAGGAAGCGACGAAGUCGAGUGCAGGCAGCAGAACGGGGCAAAUGCGUCUCCGCGGGCUGCGGGCGAGCCAGGCGCGGCUCUGGAGCCCAAUGGGACGGUGACCGACGAAAGACUGAUACGAGCGCAGCUGUUGGAGGCGGCAGCGGCGAGGCGAGGCAGGACGCCAGGCGGCCUCCGUUCCGACAAGCAGGCAGGGGCGACUUCUGAGGACAUCUGA
Messenger RNA from Neospora caninum, 3606 nucleotides. Its product is annotated as sel1 domain protein repeat-containing protein,related. Gene Ontology annotation, molecular function: protein binding. The transcript has 18 exons. Gene Ontology annotation, biological process: ERAD pathway. Bases 1 to 3606 code for a protein of 1201 amino acids. The record is from RefSeq and is a predicted model, not a curated record. NCBI's taxonomy places the organism in Eukaryota, Apicomplexa, Conoidasida, Eucoccidiorida, Sarcocystidae. Gene Ontology annotation, cellular component: endoplasmic reticulum membrane.